AUGGAUGAGCCCGAAGAUGAGAGAAACCCCAAAAGGCAACGGACGGAGAAGACAUCCUCUCCUAUUGAAGACAUGUUCAGCUCUCUUCUUGGACCCCACACCGAAGAGCCAUUGGCCAAGGCCUCCACUGAAGAUGAGCUGAAUCUGUACCUCACGGAGCCAGUCAUAGACAGGCGUGGAGAUCCUCUCCAGUGGUGGAAACACAACCAAGGGCGUUUUCAGCUUCUUGCCUUACAAGCAAGAAAAUUUCUCUCUCUGCUUUCUGCACCACAAUCUGGUGCUACUGGAUUGGAAAUAUCACUAGAAGCAGAAAGUGCCAACCUGAAAGCUUUCUUCUGCAGUUGUGCCGCAGGUAAAGGAUUCUGCAACCACAUAGUUGCCAUCCUGUACCAGACUGCACACUAUUCACAGCUGGGUCUGCAGGCUGUUCCACCCCCUCUGGCCUGCACAAGUGGCUUGCAAAGAUGGCACAGACCAAGAACACAGGGAAUCCAUCCUGAACCUGUUAGUGAGCUGGUGGUGCAAAAGCCCAAAACAGUGGGCAAGAACGGUCUGAGGUCCACACUGUACAAGGCAUAUACAGGACCACUGCCAGAUCCAAAUAUGAUGGCAUCUGGAGGAAAAUUAUGCCAGGUACCGCCCCAGCCUCUCAUAGCUGUUGUUUUGGACGGGCUUUGUGAGAUGGAGCUGACACCAUCUAAAUUUGGGUCUGUCCCUCAUGGAUCACCCCUGUCCUAUCGCUGUCCACCCAAGAAGUCCAGUGACCUCAUCAUACACCACAUGGCUCCAGAAUUUCCAUCCCUUCCGCUGAUGCAGCACACCUUGCAUUGCACCUUGCAUUUCGUCCCAACACUACUCCAGCAAAUGCAUCUCGAGUCUCUUCAAGUGUCACCAGAGCUGUCCGGCAAGAUAGAAGUAGAAACCCAGCAACAGUCAAUAUGUCCUGCGUGGACACAACUACGGGGACCAAGGCUGACUGCCAGUCAUUUUCGGGAAUCUGCAGCCAUUCACAUGAUCAGAGGCUCCACAGUGCAAACAGCUGCGAUGAAGCGUGGUCUGCUGGUGGAGCAUGACGUGCUGGCAAACUAUGCCGAAUUAAUGCAGUGUAAUGUGUUACCAGCAGGUUUUGUCAUUCACCCUGACGCACCACAUCUCAGGGCCAGUCCAGACGGUCAGGUGUAUGACCCUACAGAGUCGCCUCCCUUUGGCCUGCUUGAGGUGAAGAACAGCACAAAAAACGAUCCCUCUCAGGUUGCUCACCUCAAGGUGCAGGAAGGCCAUGCCAAUCAGUUCUGUCUUCUGUUUUAUUGAAAAUGUUUGUUAUUGUUAUUGAUUGAAUCAGUUUAAUGUUUGUUAUUGUUUUUGUUUGAGUCAGUUGAAUGUUUGUUGUUGACUGAAUCAGUUGUUAUUAAUCAGUUAUUAAUUAGUUCAUUAGAUUAGAUGAAACGUUAUUGUCAUUGUGCAGAGUACAAGCACAAAGACAAUGAAAUGCAGUCUGCUUCUAACCACAAGUGCAAAAAAGCAGAAAAGUGCAAUGUGAUAUACAAAGUAUAGACAGGUGGUGCAUAGGCAGAACAAGAAAUAUAGUGCAGUGUAGACAGAAGGUGGUUUAGAGUAUAAACUAACUAUAAAUAUGUGUUACAUAUACAAAAAAAAAUAAAGGAAGCAUCAUU
Acanthopagrus latus (yellowfin seabream) is the source of this 1673-nucleotide messenger RNA. RefSeq lists its product as uncharacterized. Lineage: Eukaryota; Metazoa; Chordata; Actinopteri; Spariformes; Sparidae. Gene Ontology annotation, molecular function: zinc ion binding; protein dimerization activity. Bases 1 to 1311 code for a protein of 436 amino acids. The transcript is spliced from 5 exons. The record is from RefSeq and is a predicted model, not a curated record.